AUGGCGACUGGAAACAACGACGAAAAUAAGUUGAAGGAAUGUCUUCAACUGCUAAUCGAUGCUGUCUCUCAUACAAUAAGUCAAUUCGACGGCGAAACUAAUUCUCCGCAGCUUAUCGAUGAUUUACGAAAGGCAGUUAAAACAAUCGCCAACAAAUCUUUUUCUUCAUUAUCAAAGCAAUGCCAAAAUUAUCUUUUCAACGUUCUGCGUGAAUACGGCUACAAUGAAACAAAUAAGACCUUGUCCGAUUCGUUUACUAGCGAUAUGUUAGAGUCAUUUUUACAAGAUCUUCAAGGUAUGCUAGCAUCACUUGAUGUGUUUCACGCAGCAUGGGAUGGCAAUCAGGAAGUUAUCGAAGCAUUUCAUGAAAAUUAUUCGCAUCUAAUGGAUAAAUCGAGCCCUUAUGAAACUACCGUUCUGUACUGUGCGGCUCGAAAUAAUCAUCUUGAUUUAGUCAAAUAUCUCGUCGAAGAAGCAGGUUGUUCUGUCAAUGCUCAAAAUCAAUCCUAUGAUCCACCAGAUCAAUCAGGUGAUACAAAGAAAGCGAUUAUUGGCUCUACUGCGUUGCAUGCUGCAUGUUAUCAAGGGCAUCGAGAUAUUGUCACCUAUUUAAUUUCUCGCGGUGGAGAUUAUUUCCUAUUGAAUAGUUUCAAUGAAACACCUGUUCAAAAUGGCAAAUCGAAACAUAAUAUUCGAGGCUUUUUCCAAGAUUUUCUACUGCCUGGCUAUUUGAUGAACUCAACAGAGCUUCCAAAGAAAACAAUUCUACAGGAAGUCGAAGGUCAGAGAGGUCUGGCAGUUGAUUGUAUUUGGGAAUACAAACCACUUGCCAUGGAACAAUGGAUGGCUUUCACAUCCGAAAUUUCGAACCAUUUUCAACAAUCACUCGCUGGUAAACCAUUCAAAACAGACAUUCAACUUCAAGCAGGUCGAGAUCGCCAUCAGAUCUCUCUAGCAAAAUUCCUACGUUUAGAACCAGGUUCGAAUCGAUCCGGGAAUUAUGCCUGGAUUCGCUGUCGUGGUUCAUCCCUUCUUAACUUUCACUGCUAUGGCCAAUGGCAAAUGAUGUUCACUAAACACCCCACCGGAACCAUCAAUCUCUCGCCUUCGAUUGAAAUUCUCGACAUGACAUCAGACGAUAAUAUCCAAUUUAACUCCUGGUACACGGUCGAUGACCGAGUCAAUUUAAUCUUAGAAACUGGCAUGAAUUAUCGACGACGAUGUAUCAAUCUGUAUUUAGAAAUUCUUGAGAAUGAACAGAUUACGUUAGAUUUGAAGAGUUUCUCGUUUACAAAUCAACGGAAUACAAUCGAAGGUUUCCUACGAUGGGUACCGAAAUUGAUUUCGAAUACGGCUGAUUUAUCACCAGUGAAUAAUUUUGAAUUAACAAAUGAUUCGAGCGUGAUGUUGCUGACUACGUCUCGUGUUAAACAAGCUGAGCACGAUGAGAAUAUUUCAUCGGAUGAAGUACAUUAUUAUUAUGAAUUGAAAUAUGAGAAUGCCUUUGAAAAUGAUGAUUUAGACUUUUCAAAUCAGCAAGUAGACGACAACGAUGAGUCGAAUCAGCUAAUAUCAGUUAUUCAAGCAGAUUUAUUGGCACAGACGACUGAUGUGAUCGUUGUUUGUUCAACGUCGAAAUAUCUGAUGGACAGUGUUUUCACAGUGGGUGGAAGAUUACUAAAAGCUUCUUUCGAUGAAAAAGUGAGCCAAAAUAGUCAGGAAUCGGUUAUUAGUAUUUCAGCCACCGGUUCACUCAAAGCUAAGAAAAUCUAUUUCGUUCCAUGGGCACCCAGUUCAAAUGAAGAUCGACUCUGUCGAUCGCUUGAACAGUUAGUUCAAAAUGUGAUUACUACAGCAGCAGGUAAGAAUUUACAAAGUAUCGCAUUUCCUGCGAUCGGUUGCGGUGGAUACGGAUGUCCGACUAGUCUUAUUGCGAAAACGUUAGUCGGCGAAUGUCAACAGUUGGUAGCGAAAUAUCCUCUAUCAGUCGUCUUUGUCAUUCAACCGGAGAAAGUUGAACUCUACGAUGAAUUUCGUCAAUAUCUCGGCGUAUCCAAACAUCGACAAACGACAGUGAAAGAACCACCAAUCUCGUUAAGAAUUGCAAAUGGACUUAUUGAAGUGAAAAAGGAUGAUAUCACAAAACAACAAGUGGAUGUUAUUAUUGGAAGUAUGUCAUCAGAGAAUUUACGACAAAUUCUGUUGAAAGCAGCCGGCGAUCAAGCUCAAAGCGCUUACACGAAGGAACAAACAGCAACUCGAAAUCCAUCCGUUAUCAUUACUCCGCCAGGUCAUUUACAAUGCAAAAGUAUCUUCUUCUUUCGCUGGGAGCCAAAUAAGAAUAAAAAGAUUCUUCAACAAUCGAUCGUCGAUCUCAUAGCGAAUAUUGUUCAACGUGUUCAUGCACAUCGGUACACGUCUAUUGCAUUUCCUGCUCUCGGAUGUGGCGAACACGCUUGUUCGGUCGACAUUGUUGUCAAAACGAUGGUGAAAGAGAUGAAGCAACAAAUCGAAAAGAAUAGUUUACCGUGGACCGUGAAAUUUAUCAUCCAUCCAAGUCAACCGCAUGUUUACGAUGAAUUCUGUAGACAAGUUCUAUCAUCAGAUGGUGCAUCGAAUGACUAUCGAUUGCCUUCGACAUGGGAGCCAUGCGAUGAUGAAGAUCAAUUUCGAUUUAUUGUAUCCGGAAAUACAGACGAAUAUAAACAAAUUAUCAGCAAAUUUGAUGAACAAAUGCAAGGAUAUUACACAGAAAUUGUUCGAUUAGAACGCAUUCAAAAUGAACGAUGGUAUAUGCAGUACAUUGCGCAUAAAAAAGACUUUAAGAAACGUCUAGGCAUCGAUACGGAAAAACGUCUAUAUCAUGGUUGUCCAGAACAACCAGCGAAUGCGAUUAUUCGCGACUGUUUCAAUCGCAGUUUCGCAGGAGUUAACGGUACACUGUACGGCUAUGGAGUUUAUUUUUCGUCUCGGGCUACUUAUAGCCAUGGCUACGCGGUUCAGAACGAAAGUGGCGAGCACCGUAUGUUUGUUUGUCGUGUUCUCGGCGGAAAAACUACCAAAGGAGAUUCGUCUAUGAAAGUUCGUCCGAUCGGAUUCGAUUCAACGACAGACGGAGUUCACAUGACUGUCACCUAUCAUGAUGCUCAAGCCUAUGCUGAAUAUCUAAUAACCUAUAAAUAA
Adineta ricciae is the source of this 3183-nucleotide messenger RNA. NCBI's taxonomy places the organism in Eukaryota, Metazoa, Rotifera, Eurotatoria, Adinetida, Adinetidae. The record is from the annotation of a GenBank genome assembly.